AUGGAUGAAAUGGCUCAUUUUGAUCGUGAACGCAUCCCUGAGAGGGUGGUCCAUGCUAAAGGAGGAGGAGCCCACGGCAUGUUCGAAGUAACUCAUGAUAUCACAAAGUACUGCAAAGCUGACAUCUUCAGCAAGAUAGGCAAACAAACACCGUGUUUCGCUCGCUUUUCCACAGUUGGUGGAGAGUCGGGAUCAGCAGAUACGGCUCGUGAUCCACGUGGUUUUGCUGUGAAAUUCUACACUGAAGAAGGAAAUUGGGAUCUGGUUGGCAACAACACACCGAUUUUCUUCAUUCGUGAUCCAAUGCAAUUCCCGAACUUCAUCCACACUCAAAAGAGAAAUCCUCAGACUCAUCUGAAGGACCCAGAUAUGAUGUGGGACUUCUGGGGACUUCGACCUGAGUCUACCCACCAGGUGAUGUUCUUGAUGUCGGAUCGAGGAACUCCCGACGGUUUCCGCUUUAUGAACGGCUAUGGCUCUCAUACCUUUAAGCUUGUCAAUGCCAAGGGAGAACCAGUGUACUGUAAAUUCCANGGAAAUUGGGAUCUGGUUGGCAACAACACACCGAUUUUCUUCAUUCGUGAUCCAAUGCAAUUCCCGAACUUCAUACACACUCAAAAGAGAAAUCCUCAGACUCAUCUGAAGGAUCCAGAUAUGAUGUGGGACUUCUGGGGACUUCGACCUGAGUCCACCCACCAGGUGAUGUUCUUGAUGUCGGAUCGAGGAACUCCCGACGGUUUCCGCUUUAUGAACGGCUAUGGCUCUCAUACCUUUAAGCUUGUCAAUGCCAAGGGAGAACCAGUGUACUGUAAAUUCCACUUCAAGGCACAAAAGAUCAAGAACCUCUCUGCAGAAGAUGCCGCUCGGCUUUCGGGCGAAGACCCUGAUUACUCAAUUCGCGAUCUCUACAAUGCAAUCGAGAGGGGAGACUUCCCACAAUGGAAACUCCACAUCCAGGUGAUGACCUUCGAGCAAGCAGAGAGAUGGCGAUUGAACCCAUUCGACGUCACCAAAGUUUGGCCACAUUCCGAAUUUCCACUGAUACCUGUUGGAACAAUGACACUCAACAGAAAUCCCAAGAACUAUUUUGCUGAGGUAGAGCAAGCUGCUUUCUCUCCCGCUCAUGUAGUUCCUGGAAUCGAAUUCUCCCCAGACAAGAUGCUCCAAGGUCGACUGUUUUCCUACACAGAUACACACUUCCACCGUCUAGGACCGAAUUACAACCAGCUGCCGAUCAACUGUCCUUUCCGGGCUCGAGCUCACAACACUCAACGAGAUGGCGCCGCUUGUUACGAUAAUCAAGGUAAUGCUCCAAAUUACUUCCCGAACAGUUUCAAUGGUGGAGUAGAAUGUCCGAGGUCAGCAGAAAGCAGAUGGAGUACGACAGGAGACAAUAUCUUCUCAACAAUGAAAGAUUGCAAGCAGUUCAUACAAGAUCGAGCGAUUCAGAACUUUGUAAAGGUGAGGAAUUCCUAUUCGGCCCUAAAAACAGGGAACCACGGAUUGCAGAAAAGCUAG
Messenger RNA from Haemonchus placei, 1518 nucleotides. The record is from the annotation of a GenBank genome assembly. NCBI's taxonomy places the organism in Eukaryota, Metazoa, Nematoda, Chromadorea, Rhabditida, Trichostrongylidae.